AAAAAUAGACGAAGAAGAAGCUAUCCUCGAUCAGUGUCCCGUGACAGUUGCUGUCCAUAGCUGUUGCAGGCAAGCUGACGUGUUUAACCGAUAAAUUCCCUUUUUGUUUUGCGUAUAAACAGGCAAUUGCGGCACAAACACACCGCCCACUGAAAUAAGAUGUUGUCUCGUCUUCUGAAAGAGCACCAAGCGAAGCAAAAUGAGCGGAAAGAGCUGCAAGAAAGACGCAGACGUGAAGCAAUUACUGCUGCCACCUGUCUGACGGAAGCCCUGGUGGACCACCUCAACGUUGGUGUUGCCCAGGCAUAUGUAAAUCAACGCAAACUGGACCAUGAGGUAAAGACUCUUCAAGUUCAGGCAAGCCAGUUCUCCAAGCAAACUGCUCAAUGGAUCAGUAUGGUGGAAGGAUUCAAUCAGGCCUUAAAGGAAAUUGGAGAUGUGGAGAACUGGGCACGUAGUAUUGAGAUGGACAUGAGGACGAUCGCUACUGCUCUGGACAUGUUUUUCCAACAAGCUGACCAAAAGCAGACGGAGAGCAACACGAAUAUGCAGUUUAUAUACGACCUCUUAGGGGAAAAUGCCGGGUCGUACAUAGCUGCCACCAUCGCUGUGCUGUGGAUUCUCGGGUGGCUGUAUAGGGACAGCCUGGAAAUCGAGACCAUCAACGACAAGUACGUCUUCGUGACCGGAUGUGACACAGGCUUCGGGAACCUUCUGUGUAAGAAGCUUGACCGCAGAGGUUUCCGUGUGCUGGCCGGCUGCCUCACAGAGAAGGGAGCUGAUGAUCUGAAAAGAGUGGCAGGGCCUUAUCUAAAGACUGUUGUGUUGGAUGUGACCAGUCUGGACAGCAUCCAGAAGGCCAUGGAGUGGACCAACAAGGAGGUUGGUGAUAAAGGACUUUGGGGUAUUGUGAACAAUGCCGGACGUUCGUUACCCAUGGGACCUUCAGAGUGGAUGAAAGUAGAGGAUUUCCACAGCACGCUGAAAGUAAACAUGAAUGGAGUGAUUGCCAUGACUAUGACCUUCCUGCCCCUCAUCAAAAAGGCCAGGGGCCGCAUAGUAAAUGUAGCAUCUGUACUGGGUAGGGUAGCUGCAAAUGGCGGUGGAUACUGCAUUUCCAAGUUUGCAGUGGAGUCUUUCUCUGAUUGUUUGAGGAGAGAUAUCGAUUACUUUGGAAUCAAAGUUUGCAUCAUUGAACCUGGAUUUUUCAAGACAGCCGUAACCAGCCUCGAUCCCAUUGAAAGGGAGCUGCAUCGCCUGUGGAACCAGCUCACCCCUGAGGUAAAAGCCAGCUAUGGAGACAAGUACCUCGAAAAGUACAUCAAUGUCCAGCGUUUGAUCAUGAACGCUGUCUGCGACUCUGAUCUCACCAAGGUGACCAGCUGUAUGGAGCACGCUCUGACUGCUGCCUACCCACGCACCCGAUACAGCGCCGGAUGGGAUGCCAAGCUUAUCUGGAUCCCUCUCUCUUAUAUGCCCUCCUUUGUAGUUGAUCUUGGACUGAAGCUGGUGCUGCCUCGUCCUUCAAAGAGUGUGUAACUGGUGAUGACUUUUAAGUGAUGUCUUUAAAAAGUUAUUCGCAUUUUUAUGUCAUUUUGAGUCGUUUGAAGCAUAAAGCUUGAUGCCAAUAAUCCUUAUCUCCACUGGCCAUGCAAUGAUCUGAUGUCAGUGGUUGUACAUGUACUUCUCUUUAUGCAUUAUCUCUCUUUUAAACCAGUGCUGUGCCUUUUAACACUGCUAUUUAUGUUGCUUGGUAUGGAUAACCAUCAGAGCCAUAAAAACUAGAUGUUUACUGCAGAUAAACUGAGUUUUUUCUGAAUGAAGUCAUGUUGGAUGUAAGUCAAAUAUACACUGGCAGUUCUUCACAACCUGUUUACUUCAAGCAAAGAUUCCAACUGUAUAGAUAAAGAAGUGCAAGUAUUCAAACUAUUACACUCUAACAUCACCAUCUUUCUGUAGUUCCCUGAAACCAACUAAAAUAAAAACAAAAUGUGUGAAAUAUGUUAAUUGAAUAAAAUAAAUGAUUUGUAUAUGUAGAAUAGUAUGGUUAUUUUCAUACUGACAUACGUCAUUCAACAACUCCUCUGAACUAGCACUCUCUAAACAAAGUUAC
Molecule: messenger RNA, 2113 nt
Organism: Menidia menidia (Atlantic silverside)
Lineage: Eukaryota; Metazoa; Chordata; Actinopteri; Atheriniformes; Atherinopsidae
Source: the annotation of a GenBank genome assembly